AUUUUGGCACCCCUGCAUCAGCUCGUGGUUCACACGGAAUAUAUAUUCAUUUAAUGUGCUGUACUCUCUGGCUGCUGUUUCCUUAAUCCAAAGUGCAUCAACUGGUAGCACAUCUCCUUUCAUCUAGUCGACGAUUUUGAUUCGGUCUCUAGACAACUUGGCGUGGAGGAUGUGGUGCAUGGAGUGAAAUAACACAAUAAGCAAUCGUGAGUGAAAUGAUGGAUAGCGAUACCUAUAAGAUUUCAACACUUGCAUAACCAGAGUAUUUUUUCUCAUGGGUUCGUAGCUGCUAAAUCAUAAACCUAAAGUGAAAGAAGUUGGUGAAAAAAAUGGAACUCCCCAAAGUUUACAAUGAGCUAUGCUUUAAUGCCCAUUUAUUCUCCGGUCGGCCAUUGGGUGUUCAGUUUAUUAGGUUAAUUUAGUCCUCCGCAUCCAAAAAGCUCAUCAUCAUCAGGAUUUCAUGAACAACUAAAAUGAGGAAGUGAUUUUUUUGUUUGAUUGGUGGAAAAUCGUAAGUGGGAUAAAUACAUGAAAAAGUUUUGCAGGAAGAAAUGACAUGUUCAAUUUGGAAUUUGACUAAAACAUUUUACACCCUGCCGUUUACAAACAUUCCAAAUUAGCAAACCCAGUGGGCAGAGGGGAGUAAAGAUAACUUAUUAUCAAAUAAUAAUAGGACAUGACGAUGAUACAGAAAGCUUUAAACAAUGCAAAAAUCAUAAUAUCCAUUAAACAAAUUGUGCGCAUACCAAGUCCAAAUAAACAACCCUGAAAACGAGGUCUUAAAUUUGAUUACGGUCGACUUUACGAGAAUACGUAAUAGUUCCUCCUCGUGCUGGAAUUUGAAUACGUGUAUUUGUGACAAUGCGUAGCACCGACUGCAAACUUUGUGAAAUAAAUCAAGUCUUUGGACCAUACAAAAUAAACAUUAAUUGAGCUGUAAACACACCACUGUUAGUGCAAGUGCCAAUAUAAUUGUUUUUGUAAUGGAUUGAUUUGACGGUGCAAAGUGUCAAUAUUUAAAUCAUUAAAUGCGAAUCGACAUCGAAAGUCUUCAAGAUAACUUUACACCCUAACAAAUAUAUACAUAUGCAUUUAUGCAUACGUACCUAUGUACCUACAACUGUUUUGUGGAUUUAAGUUAGUUACAUACACCAGUGACCAACAUAAAUGAGCCCCAAAUUAAAAUCCAAGUGGUUCCGUUGGCUUUCUCCAGGAUCAAUCUACGUAGAUUCUGGAAAAGAGUCGGAAUUUGACGUGAGUUAUGGUGAGAAAGGAGAUGCAAACGCUCCCUUGAAGGGCACAAUUGGAUCUCAACCACAGUUUGCGCUCUUUAACAAGACAAACUCACCAGAUCAUCAAAUGAAAGGAAACAGAGGAGGGGUGACAAUUUCUGGAUCGCGAUGCUGCUCUGUCUUUACCCAGUUCUUUUCGUCGAUAACGGUGGAGCCAGUGGUCUUCUUGUACAUGUUAUCCACAUUUUCUCAGUAUGCAUCAUUCCAAGACCUCGUUUACAUGAGGUCAUGUCUCCAAUCGUACCCUGUCUCCACGUGCGAUAAACUCCAAUCGCCGGAAUUCGCCAAAGAGGCUGAAGCAGUUCAAGCCAUGUCAUCCCACCUCAUCCUCGUCUGCACCUCAGCCCUUGUACUUCCGUCAAUUUUCAUUGCCGUGUAUCUUGGCUCGUGGAGUGAUAGGUUUGGACGGAAAUGGCCAAUCGUGCUGCCUCCGUUGGGUGGUGUUUUGGCAUGUGUGGUGUACAUCAUUUUGGCUUUCCAACCUCAUCUCCCAAUCCAGUGGGUAUUUUCAGCCUCCUUCCUUUCAGGUCUAUUUGGGGGCUUCGUGUCGUGCAUCAUGAGCUGCAUGAGUUAUGUGUCAUCAAUUAGUUCAGAAGAAAAUAGGACCGUGAGAAUAUCUCGAUUGGAAGCCAUGAUAUUUCUGGGUGGAACCGUAGGGCCCUUCCUUUCAGGCUCCCUUCUGGAGCACAUCGGACACGGGUUUUCGUUUGUGUUCAUGUUGAUCUGCUACGCUCUCGCAUUUCUCUACGCUAUAUUUUUCGUGAAAGAAGUGCACGGCGAUGCGAUUAGGAGUGGAGGAAAUGGAGCCCCAAUUCCGGAAAUUGAUGGGGUUAGACCGCACUCUGCGGCAUCAUCAACUUCAGUCGUUUCAUCGUCUCUCAAAUCUUCAACACUUGAAGGAAACAGGCACACAGAAUUUCUAGACCUCGAGGAGGAGGAGGAGGUGGAACAAUUACUUUCUCCCACACCACACUUGGGUCUUGGCCUUAAUUUACCAGAUGUUGCAAGAUCAGCAACACAAUCCGUGUAUGUUGAUACCACGUGUCAUAAUUUUGACCACCAACAACAUGACCAUUCAUAUCCUUCACCGUACCAACCACUCAGCUCGGGUAGCGGCCAAAGCCAUUCAAAUUUUGAGGAUGGUUCUUCUUCUGCAUCAGAAGAUGGACAAAGAAACAUUUUGAAGAGAUCGAAAGAGUCGCCGCAUGAAUCGCACGAGGAUGUCUCCUGCUUUUCCAGGUAUUUCGGAUCCGAGCAUUUUUUUGCUGCCCUGAAAACGGUGAUUAAAAAGAGGGAAGGAGGACGACGCGCUUAUCUCAUUUUGACACUGGUGGCAGGAUAUAUUGGAAUGAUGAUAACCGCAGGAGAGUUGGACGUGGCUUUUUUGUUUUCGAAAGGGGAUCCGUUGAAAUGGAGCCAUAAGACGUUUUCAUACUACUUUGGACUGAAAUACAUGCUUGGAACACUUGUGCUUCUUGUGGGGAUGCCGCUUUUUCAACAUUUUCAGAUAAGAGACAGUACGGUCUGUAUAGUUGGUCUGAUUUCUCGGAUGGCUGGACUAGUACUUUAUGCCCUUAGUCCCAAUACAACCGUGGCGUUUAUGGUACCAAUUGUGGCCAUUUGCAGCUUUUUUAGUAUCCCUGCUACACGAUCUCUCCUGUCAAAACUGGUCUCAAGUGAUGAACAAGGAAAAAUAUUCGCGUUUUUCGCCAUCAUGGAAGAUUUUACAGUUAUGACUGCGUCAAUUCUCUUCAACAGUUUGUACCCUUUGACCAGACCAAUUUUGAAAGGUUUCAUCUUUCUUCUGGCCGCAGUGCUACUUAUCGUUCCUAUUCUCAUCAUGUGGUUCAUUGGUCGUCGGUUGUCUAAACUGGAGCGUCUGGAGUCUGCGGUAACUAACGCUCCUCACAGCCCAGAUUUACAGCAAAACAAUGCGUUGUAAACUUGCACAAACCUGAUGAUGAAUCAUUUAUUGUCCUUUCGAGAAAAAAAAUAUGGUGGUGGGUGUUAUGGGUAUUUAUUGUUAUUGUACGAUAAAGCACAACAAAGAGCUUGACAAAAACAGGGGUCGUGUUGGUAGGAAUGAAAUUUAGAAAUGUACAAAUGAUGUAAUUAAAAAAUAAUAAUCUACCAACAACGCUUGUCCUUAUUGUGAUGAUAACUUUGAAAUAAUAAUUUUGUGGGUUACGGACUGACUGUUUUUUGUAUGUCUUACUUGGUUUUGGUAAUAUUAUUGAACUGCAAGGUGUGUCCAAAGUAUUGUACCUAAAUAUUCUAAAUACAUUUUAUGUAAUUAACCGUGCAUGAGAACAGAGCAUGAGAUAAAAAUAGAUGAAUACAAGUUGUAUUAAUUUACAUAGAUUGAAGCACACGGGAUUUUCGAAUUUAUUUAGCUGUAAUAUAUUUACUGUAGUGUAUAUAUACGCACUUUUGUAUGUGAUGCACAUUGACAAAACUGUUGGACUGACUGGGUGAUCAUCUUUUUUUAGGUAUGAAAUGAAAGAUUCUUAUAUGAAAAUAAAUUCUGUUAUGUGAGAUCCUUCACAAAAUUGUAUUUUGCUAGCAAUUGAAGACAAAAGUUGCAAGAAUUAAAAUAAUUUAAAAAACUACUUUUUUACAAGUACUGCCUGCAUGCAUGUAAGUUUAAUCAAAGGAUAAUUUCAAAUUACAAGCAAAAAGUCCUAGUAAGUAUGUAUGUAGAUCCCCAUUUAAUGUAUUUACCUUGUUUAUAAAUACAUCAUGGAAUUACUCGAGAUGGCAAUUAUUCUCAAGAUUCCAAUUUACCCUAAAUUAAAAUCGAAUGGCAAUUUCUGGAUGAUUGAGCAAAGUACAAAGUUUCAACUUUCCUUACUUAUGAUAUACUCGGAAAAAGUAGUUAUAAAUAAUAUUAUUGUAAGGGAACAUUACAAGUUAAACCAACUCGGUGUGUAAGGUCCUUCCUGACAAGUAACUGAAACAUUAUAUGUACAUACAUAAGUACACUGAAUAUAUGUAUAAAAAUAAUAAUUGUAAUCCGUACAUAACUCAAAAGACUGGUAGUAAUUAUUAAACGAACUUUUAAAUAGUUGAAUAUGUAAGAUAAGAAUGUAAAAAAAACUAUUUUUUGACUUUAUGUAAAAUGUAUCCACAAGUUUGAUGUGAUGAAACUUUUAAAUCAAAUAAAAACAAUCAAUGUCUAUUUCGACCACCA
This is a messenger RNA of Folsomia candida, 4482 nucleotides long. Its product is annotated as proton-coupled folate transporter. The transcript is spliced from 13 exons. NCBI's taxonomy places the organism in Eukaryota, Metazoa, Arthropoda, Collembola, Entomobryomorpha, Isotomidae. The coding region runs from base 1168 to 3234 and encodes 688 amino acids. Gene Ontology annotation, cellular component: membrane. Gene Ontology annotation, molecular function: transmembrane transporter activity. Gene Ontology annotation, biological process: transmembrane transport. The record is from RefSeq and is a predicted model, not a curated record.